CCGAUAGACUCAGAAAAGAAUGGCGGGAAAACUUGUGACAGCAAAAACAGAAGAAAAAGCAAAGGAAUUGGCAACAGAACCAAUGAAAGUGGAAGUGAAAACCAAGGAGGAGCUGAAGCCCAGGGAGCAGCACUCUGCUGUGAUCACUAUUCCUCGUUUUGACUACAACGCCCCUCUUCUCUCCUCAGUCAUUCCCACUCCGGAUUCCUCAUCACCUGCCCCAUCAAGAGGGAGAAGAGUGCAACAAAAGAAGCCAUGUCAAUUCUUGAAAAGUGGCUGUUUGGCUUCUUUACCUUUUGGUUCUGAGCCAGAGACUCCACAACUAGACUAGAGCAAAUUUUGCACCAUGGCAUGUCCUGCUUGGCAUGGUUAUUUUUUUCAUGGCAAUAUUGACUGCUGUUACCGGCUUGAUUGAGAAAUUCAUCUUCACGGGCUUAAGAAGGGAGCAAGAAGCAUUGAUAGUCAACUUCACUGGCCUGCUCAUCCUCCUCUUUGGAGUAUCUGUUGGCUUCAUUGUUCUUCUUCCAAGAAGUUAUUAAAGUAGUAGUCAUUGGAAAAUCUUGUAAUGUUUGGUUAUAUAUAGUUUGGCCCAAUAUUGCAGCUGGACUAAAACAUUGUUUAAUCUUUUGGCCCAAUAUUGCAUCUCUAGCUAGAGUAAUGAUUCCCAUUUUUGUUACAA
Messenger RNA from Coffea eugenioides, 679 nucleotides. RefSeq lists its product as uncharacterized. NCBI's taxonomy places the organism in Eukaryota, Viridiplantae, Streptophyta, Magnoliopsida, Gentianales, Rubiaceae. The coding region runs from base 20 to 331 and encodes 103 amino acids. The record is from RefSeq and is a predicted model, not a curated record. The transcript is spliced from 3 exons.